AUGGCGUCCGCAGCAGUCAAGGGGCUCGCGGGCACCAGGCAACGGCAGCAGGUAGCCGCGCCAGGCUGGGCGCCACGCCACCGCCGCUGCCGCUGCCGCCUGGCGGCGCAAGCGGGCUUGCUGGACCUGCUGCGUGGCGCCGGCAGCACUGAAAUAGCCACAGAUGCCGAAGGGGAGGAGCUCAAGGCGUGGCUGAUAGAGCGCGGCCUGCCCCCGCCAAAGCUUGCGGCCGCUGCGACGCCUGGCAGCGGGCGCGGCCUGGUGGCGGCGCAGCCCAUCGGCAAGGGCGAGAGCCUGCUGAGCAUUCCGCAGCAGCUCGUGCUGACUCCGGCAGCCGCGCUGGAGCAGUCGUGCCUGCGGCCGCUGCUGGAGGAGCAGCCGCUGCCCGCAUGGAGCGUGCUGGCCCUGUGGCUGGCAGAGCAACGUGCCGCAGGCAGCGCCGGCGGCUGGUGGCCCUAUGUGCGGCUGCUGCCAGAGCGCACGGGCUGCGUGCUGGAGUGGUCGGAGGAGGAGGUGGAGUGGCUGUGCGGCAGCCAGCUGCAUUCCGACGCUCUGGAGAUCCGGGCGGCGGCAGAGGCGUCCUGGGCAGAGAUGCAGGCGGUGCUGGCGGCGGCAAAGGCCCAGGGGCGGGCCCCCGCGCAUGGCGCCUUUGGCCGCGCCCAGCUGCAGUGGGCCUUUGCCGUGCUGCUGUCGCGCCUGGUGCGGCUGGCGGGGCUGGGAGACCAGGAGGCGCUGCUGCCCUGGGCCGACCUGCUGAACCACGACUGCGCGGCCGCCAGCUUCCUGGACUGGAGCGCCACCGAGGCAGCGGUGGUACUGCGGGCGGAGCGGCGGUACCGUGCCGGCGAGCAGCUGCUCAUCAGCUACGGCCAGAAGACCAGCGGCGAGCUGCUGCUGAGCUACGGCUUCUGCCCCGACCUGGGCAGCAACCCCCACGACGGCUGCCGCCUGCUGCUGGAGCUGGCCCCCGGCGAUGCCGCCCGCAACUGGAAGGCCGCAGCGCUGCGCCAGCACGGCCUCGCCGCCAGCCAGCUGUUCCCGCUGCGCAUGGCGGCGGCGCCGUUUGAGCUGGUCCACUACACGGCGUUUUCGGCGGCGGUCGUUGGCAGCCGGCAGGAAGCCGAGCAGCUGGCACGGCGGCUGUUUGAGGAGGGCGACAUCCCGCCGGCGCUGCAGACAGCGGCGCUCGAAGCCGUCGUGGCGGCUUGCAAGGCGGCGCUGGCAGCCUAUCCCCGCAGCUUCGAUGGCGACAGAGCAGAGCUUGAUCGGCUGCAGGAUCAGGCGUCUGCUGCAGCAGCAAGCGGCGGUGCGGGUGACGGCAGCGCCGAUGCCGGCCAGCAGCGGCGGCGCCAUGCGCUGCAGGCGGUGGUGUAUGAGCGGCAGGUGCUGAGCCGCACCGUGUUUGUGCUGCAGCAGGAGCUCAAGGACGUGCAGCGCCUGGCACGGCGGCAGGGUUGA
Molecule: messenger RNA, 1458 nt
Organism: Chlorella variabilis
Lineage: Eukaryota; Viridiplantae; Chlorophyta; Trebouxiophyceae; Chlorellales; Chlorellaceae
Exons: 3
Coding region: 1-1458 (485 amino acids)
Biological process (GO): peptidyl-lysine monomethylation
Molecular function (GO): protein-lysine N-methyltransferase activity; protein binding
Source: RefSeq, a predicted model, not a curated record